Olea europaea var. sylvestris is the source of this 1309-nucleotide messenger RNA. RefSeq names its product 3-isopropylmalate dehydratase small subunit 3-like. Lineage: Eukaryota; Viridiplantae; Streptophyta; Magnoliopsida; Lamiales; Oleaceae. The transcript has 2 exons. The record is from RefSeq and is a predicted model, not a curated record. Bases 143 to 925 code for a protein of 260 amino acids.
UUCCAUUUCCGGGUCCAAGUUGGCUUCGACCGUAAUUCGAGAAUUAAGAAGCCAACGGCCCGAAAUAAAACAUAAGAAACGCCGCCGCCGCCGCCGCCGCCGCUUCUCAUCACUCUCCGCAAAAAAAAAAAAAAAAAAAAAAAUGGCCGCCGCCGCUGCCACCACAUUCUCAGAACUCUCCGCUUUCAAACUCGUCUCUUCCCGCCCCAAUUCUUCCUCUCUCACUGUUUUCUCCUCCCUCAAACUUCCCUCCGCUACUAAUUCUCCAAACUAUUCCUUCAAAGCCUUGAAAUCCCAGCUCAAUCCCCAACGGCACCACCGCAUCACUAGCCCUCUCCGUUCCACCACAACCACCCCCGACGCCGCUUCCACUGUCACUACAUUCCACGGGCUCUGCUACGUUGUGGGCGAUAACAUCGACACUGACCAAAUCAUCCCCGCCGAGUACCUCACUCUCGUCCCCUCCAACCCCGUUGAGUACGAGAAGCUUGGUUCUUACGCCCUCAUUGGCCUUCCAUCUUCGUACGAAACUCGCUUCAUUGACCCGGGGGAAAUCAAAUCCAAAUACUCCAUUGUUAUUGGGGAAGAUAAUUUCGGCUGUGGCUCGUCGCGAGAGCAUGCCCCUGUAGCCCUAGGUGCCUCCGGGGUGGCUGCUGUUGUAGCCGAGUCAUAUGCUCAGAUUUUCUUUAGGAAUUCUGUCGCCACUGGGGAGGUUUAUCCAGUGGAGUCGGAGGGAAGGCUGUGCAAGGAGUGUAAGACUGGGGACGUUGUGACCAUUGAGCUUGGGGAGAGCGACAGCAAGUUGAUUAAUCAUACCUCUGGCAAGGAGUAUAAGUUGAAGCCAAUUGGGGAUGCUGGGCCUGUGAUUAAGGCUGGUGGAAUUUUCGCCUAUGCAAGAAAGACUGGGAUGAUUCCUUCGCGCUAAACCUCAGGGCUGGAUUUUCCAGGGACAUAACGGGUAUAUUGGAAAAAGGGUACUAGUAGAAAUCAAUCAUCUUGAUUCCGGAUCAGUCCCAUAAGACCAUUUUGGAAGGAGAACGACGAGGGGAACAAUACUCACCGCUACACCGUGAUGUACGUUGAAUUUCAGCCGUUCGAGUUCGUUUAGACCUCGAAAACUGAUUUUUAAAGUUUUAGCGCUAUUUUUGUCAAUUCGUUUAUUUUCUUUUUUUACAAUUCUAGUUUGAUUAUACUUCUUUUCAUUACUUUUAGUUGUUCUAAACUACGUUUCCAUGUAAACCCUUAGGCUUAGCUCGUUUUUUUUUAUUAUCUUUUCAUUAAUAAAUUCGUAAGUUUAUUUUCUUUAUUA